AUGGCUAACCCAAAGAAAAUUAUCCGGGAGAUGGUCAGCGGGCAGCGUAACCGCUACACCCAAGAUGACUUCAACCUGGAUCUUACAUACAUCAUGCCGAAUAUCAUCGCCAUGGGCUACCCGGCAGAAAACAUGGAGGCCAUCUAUCGUAAUAACCGCGAGGACGUGCUCAAGUUCCUCACGGAGAAGCACGAGAGCAAGUACAAGGUGUAUAAUCUUUGCUCCGAACGUACCUAUGAUCCAAAAUUGUUUCCGUACCACGCCGAAUAUCCAUUCAAAGAUCACAACCCACCAGACAUUGAGCUCAUCGACAAGUUCUGCAAAGAUGUGUAUACUUUCCUGAAUGCUGAUAGAUCUCACGUUGUGGCUAUCCACUGCAAGGCUGGCAAAGGUCGUACGGGAACGAUGAUCUGUUGCUACAUGCUUUACGACAACACCUUUCAGACGGCCAACGAGGCACUGACGUACUACGCAGAGAAACGCACAAAGGACAAAAAGGGAGUCACCAUUCCUUCUCAACGCCGAUACGUGGAGUAUUACGAACACUUGCUGCGCAACAAUCUAACCUACCGGAAGGUUUCGCUAUAUGUUCUCGAACUGCGCAUCUUUCCUGUUGAUGUGCCUGUGAAAGUUGGAUCUAUACAGCAGAAGGAUAUGAAGGAACCGCUGCCACUGGUGAAAUUCCGCCGCACGGAGGAGUACAUAUCGGUGGAGCUUGACUGCUGUAUGCCGCUAGCCGGCGAUGUGAAGGUUGAGUUCCGUGGUAACAAACUCGACAAAGGAUGGCACUUUUGGUUCAAUACGUUUUUCGUUGAGCUCGCUGGUAUAUAUGAUUCACAGGGUCGAUUAGUUUUGGCUUUGGACAAAAAAGAGAUUGACGACGCGCAUAAAGGUAACGCCAAAAAGUGCCCGGAACAGGUGCAAGUUUUUCUGAAUCCGCGAGGAAAGAGUUCCGAUAACUUAGACGCUAGGCCGCUACCGCAGCCCUUGGUUGAUGGAAAUCAAAAGAACGCUGCACAAAACAACCAUCACGUGCUACAUUACCAACAACAGUCGGUAACGCAGGAUCAGCAACAGGUGCAACAAAGGCAUUAUAUUGCCUUAAGGGAUCCGCCAAAUCGGAGUCAAUCGCUGAUACCUAGCUCCAACUACGAUCCCCAGCUGCAUCAUCGAUCCGUCAAUAACAAUCGCGCUUCACUGGGUAGCAACCAGCAGAAUAGCGGCAUUUAUUGUAACAUCGGGAUUAACAUUCCGGAUGUGGAAAGGCAGACACAACAGCAACAGCUUCAGCAACAACAACUGCUUCAGCAGCAGCAGCAGCAGCAGCAACUGCUCCAGCAGCAGCAGCAGCAACAAGCGCAACAACAACAGCGUCAGCUGAACCAUUCCGGAGGCUCUUCCGAGGGUACCGAUGAAGAUUGGGAAUCCGGUGAGUGUCAAACAGUAGUAUCGGAAACCAUGUGCAAAUCAAGAACAACAGCUACUACAUCAGCAACAACCGCGAAUACAACAACAGCUACGAUUACCUCGAUCACUACAACUACAACAAUCCCCAGUACAACAACACCCAUUACCAAAUCCAACCAAACCAGUAGUAGUAGCCCCGCUGAUCAAUCUCCUCCAAUACCACCCGCGCGACCAACAGCAACGAUGGUAGCAAUGGCUACAGCAGUAACGGUACCCAGCAGCAAAACUUGUAUUUCCCUUCCUUCCUCUUCCGUUCGUCGUUGCAUCAGCGACAACGAAAACUACCUCCUCACACGUAGUAGUUGUGGCCUCAUCAGUAAAAGUAGUAAAAGUAGUUAUGAUCGGCUCGGCGAGCACGAGUCCUGUAGUAGCGAUAGUACCAUUACCACCACCAACCAAACUCUUAACCAAAUUAGCCGGAUCUGUCAGAUCCCGAACCACCAACGUCUGCAUGCUGCAAUCGACGAUAAUACGCCAUUCCGAUCCGGAUCGGUUGCCGAUUCCUCGUCGUUAGCAGUUAUGUUGUAUGAUGCUAGUGCGCUACAAUUCGGAUACUCCAGUGUUGGAAACGACGCUGAUCGUUUGUUGCGAGAAUCGCGUACUUUGCUGCCAUUGGCGGAAACGCAGGAAACAAUAUCGAGAAUGUCUGGGUACGUUAAUAUUGGUUCUGUCGAUCGGUCCGUCUCCGUGGGCGAACGCAGUGAAGUGGUAAACGAUCGAUCGAUAGAGGAUCUCACGGACAAUGGUACUAGUGGAGGUGGUAGCAGCAAAAGCAAACUAGCGUCUUCAUCUCCGUUUCGACGGUUCGGUAUGGUCAUGAGACGUAAGAAGAAACGUUCGUUAAAACUCAAGCACGCCUCCGGGAGCAAUAGUGGCAUCGGUGGGAACACACUGUACGGGUCUUGUGCCAGCAAUCUUUCUGGCAUUUCGGUGGGUAACGGUUCGGCAAAGGGCAUGGGAUUGGGUUCGACCGCUGCCAAUGAUGGCAGUGGAGGAAGUAGCAGCAAAAGAACGAAGCUAAAAUUUCGUUGGCUUCGCAAUAUGCGUAGCGAUCCGAACUUAAAAGAGACACUUGUGAAGAGCGUUCAACUUCGUACGACCACCAUUGGAACUGGUUGCAUACUUGAGGUAGCGAAAGGUAGUACCACCACCUCUAACGUCGCUAUCCCGAAAAGUCCAAUGUCAACUUCUAAGAUGCCAAUAUCGGAUAUUGCGAGCAGUGGAGGUGCUAAACUAGCAAGUGAUAUUGUUGGCGACAUGAAAGAGAUCGCUUGUUGUAAUCUUCCCACCGACUAUUACUCAUUUCUCUGUGAUAAUCAGUUGAGCUAUGAAUCGCCCGGCAAAAGUCCGGGCCAUAUGAUGCGAUUAGAGUUGGCACUCGCUCGUCGCCCGUCCACCAUCGAAGAAGUUCUCCAGCAACCGGGUCCACCGACGCCACCACCACUUCCUCCGCCACCGUCACCCGGAUCCCCAGCAGCGAUUACCGUGUCCGACACGGACUGCAGCGUAGUGAAACCGAGAGCAUCAAACGUCAAGGUUGGCUUCAACGUCAGUCCAGCACCGGCAUCACCGGUGGAUACUGUACAUGGUUCGAUUGAGGGUUCAUUCGAGAUCAUUGAGAAAAGUGACGCACUGAUGGAACCGACGGAGAAACUGUCGUCUGCAGAACGUGCUAGCGAUGGUGGUACUACUGCUGGUGGUCCGUUGCUAUCCGGUGGCGGAGGACAUAGUUUCUGCAACAAAUUAUUACAACACAUUGUUACCUCGGUUAGCGGUGGGGUGCGUAAGGGAGUAGAUCCAACGCUUUCAAUCGAAGGUAAAAAACAAGAUGUUGAAGGCUCUGUCGAACGUUCCACUGCUGCCGCUACCACCGUUGCCCCUAACAGCAUUCGUCGUUCAAUGUCAUCUUGCUCUGCCCUGACCGAGGUACAAACUAUGUCAUCGCCAGUACUAGAAGCUGGCACAAGUCCCGUCCUUUCACGCAGUAACCGUUGCGCACCGUUCUCGUUUCGCGAGCUGAGGUCAGAGCUGCGUGCAGCCAUGAAGAUACCGUUGCCAAAGCAUCGAACCCAACCGGCAUCGUCCUCUUCGUCCUCGUCGUCAAACAUCGCUGGCGUUACCAGUGGCGGUGAUAGUUCGACUGUUAUUCGUUCGAUCGAACGAACCUUGAGCGCUCCUGUGGCUGUACAAACACUCGAUUCGGAUGCUGGAAAUAAUAGGAUCGCUAGUUUCACGACUUUCGCUGGCAAUACCACCUCCACUAGCGUCAAUGUAUCUUCCGCUAACGGAUCAUUACCAACACUCAAUCGUUCGCAGUCCGAUCGCCAACUUGGUGAUGAUCAUCGCUCUGGUCAUCGGUCGGGUUUGGGACACUGA
Anopheles marshallii is the source of this 3843-nucleotide messenger RNA. It is a transcript of the gene Pten, whose product is annotated as serine-rich adhesin for platelets. Bases 1 to 3843 code for a protein of 1280 amino acids. The record is from RefSeq and is a predicted model, not a curated record. Gene Ontology annotation, cellular component: cytosol. Lineage: Eukaryota; Metazoa; Arthropoda; Insecta; Diptera; Culicidae. The transcript is spliced from 7 exons. Gene Ontology annotation, molecular function: phosphatidylinositol-3,4,5-trisphosphate 3-phosphatase activity; protein tyrosine phosphatase activity. Gene Ontology annotation, biological process: protein dephosphorylation.